AUGGCUACCCUCUUCCAGUCCUUCCGGAGCUCCAGCAUGCCCAAGAGGCUGCUGCGCUAUGCUCUCGCCCGGCUGGACUUCCUCGAUACCGACGCCCUCGACAUCGAUAACCUCGACUUUGCCCUUGGGAGAAACACAGUUCUUGAGUUUAGAGAUGUUGGCACCAGGCUCAAAAAGCUCGAGAAGAUGCUGCAGCUGCCGGCCACAUUCAGACUGAAACGCGCCAAAGUGCUCCUCUUGCGAGUAACGAUACCCAUGGACUUCUACACGAGCCCCAUCACACUGCAGGUGGAUGGCGUAGACGUGACACUCGAGAUCAUCACAAAGUCGGCCCGUGCACCCGCCCCCGCGACCUCGGAUCUUUCCGCCGACCCGGUUCCCAACACGGUCGAUCUCGCGCAGUCCUUCCUCGAGACGCAGCCAUCAUCCGAGCGCAAGCAAUUAGAAGAUGCCCUCGCCGCGGAAACGCAGGAUCUUGGCGCCUCGGUAUCGGUCAGCGAUGAUGGCAGUGAGGACGACGCAGGCUUUGGCACUGGCCAACCGCUUUCGUUGCCUACAUUCCUCGCCGACUUCUUGCGUGGCGUUGUUGAUCGUAUGCAGGUUACGAUCAAUGGGGUCAACUUUCAGUUGGACAUGGAAGUCCCCGCCGACAUCAACGCCAGCUCCGUUGAGCCCGUCUCAUUUCAGAUUUCCAUCCAAGAUAUCGAUGUCGAAGGAGUCACUACCUCUGCACCGGACCCGGAUGGUAGCUCAAACUCUCCAAUGACGUUUGUUCCGAAAGAAGGAAAGCGGCACAUCAUGUUGGCCGGCGUUCGGGCGUUUCUUAUAUCUGAGGCGAAUGUCUUUCCUAAUCUGACCAGAUCGCCAUCGAUGGCAUCUCCGUCAGUGACCUCCUCGCCUGUUCAGACUCGGAACCCGCCGUCUCGGCAGACUACAUCGCUAUCACAUGGCAGUUUCCAAGAACAGCCUAUGGCAUCACUGCAGGAAAGCUUCCGGGAGCAUUUGUCGGAUCACGAGGAGUCCCCGGAGCCCGAAUAUCCCCUCGGAGACAGCGAGGAAGCUCUUGGUAUCCCGUACGACUUGGAGGACGCCCUGAACGACGAUCCAGAAGAUGACAGCCCCCCGACACCGCGCGCCUCCUUGUUUAAAGAUAGCGCCCCUGUAUUGGAAGAUUCGAUCUUUCACUCAACGCUUCAGCCUGGUGGAGACUCAGUGUUAUCGACCACACGACCCUCGCAGCACGAGGAAGAUUUGCUGACAUUUGGUGAUUCGACGCCCGCGCUUGAUCGACAACCGGCACUGCGGCCGGCUAGCGGAAGCAAUCAGCUCGACAGGUUGGCUGGGAUGUCGGCACCUGCCGACACUGAGAGCACGCCCGGAACGAGCUCCACGGAGGACCUGACUGAAUCCCACUUGUACACGCAUGAUGAAGCAGAAAGCAUGUACCUGAGUGCGUUCUCCAGCGCAGAGUCCCCAGCAUCUACAACAAGGUCGCGAAUGGUGACUUCCACAUCUGGCCCGCCCGAGGAUGAUGUGGACGACUCGUCGCCAGCGCCGCCCGCUGCGCGCUCAACGAUGCCGGGUACCUGGAAUGACGAUAGUGAGGGCUCGCAGCAGUCUGAUCCCGUUCGGAGAACCUCUCGACCACAGCCGAGAACCCGAGCGGAAAGUGCAAUGCACGACUCGGAGAGUGAAGACUCUUCUCCUGCUUUCAGCAGACACUCGAUCGCACCUGAACCGGAUGCCACGGCGAGUGCGUCGGCCCCGGAGGCUCCUCAGCAAGAGGACAUUGCAACGCCGAAGGGACCGACCCGGGUCGCAAAAGAGAUUUUGCAUUUGGAAAGCAUCUCAGUGUAUGUCCCGUCGCACCACCAGCAUAUCCAGGUCCAAGCAACCUCGCCAGAAUCUGUGGCACAACUGUCACGCUCUUUGGGCAGUUCUGUCUUGCCCCAAGCACCAGGCGCGUUCUCGAUUCACGGUGCCGCUCCUACGUCACCAGGCAGUCCACCAGCGCAGUCAACGACGAGUCAGCACUAUAACGCCCUGGAGGUAGCCCUUGCGCCGAUGAGCAUAAACUUCGAUGCUUCCGUUGCAUUUGUGUUGGCAAUGGUCGCUGAAAAGCUGCUGAGCGUUUUGAAGGAUGGGCUUCCUCCGACAACACCUGACUCCAAUCAAGACUCAGCGCCGAAGAAAACACCGGCGGUCAAGCUUACGGCCCAAGAAAUUUCGCUGAAUUUUCUCAACCGACUUGGCGGCGUGGCAGAAACGUCUGAGCGCUAUCUAGAUCCGACCGCAUUCCACUUGUUCGAUCAAGAAGUUCUCCUCAACAUGACGUUGCAAAAACUGGCGGUAAAUGUCUCGCCCGGCCAAGCGUCUCCCGCCCACCCGAGCGGCAAAACCGGCGAUCCAAAGGUUGCCGCACUUACGACGGAGAUUGAGUUGGAGAAGUUUCGCUUUGGCUACACCAAUGGAGAUAUCGUGUCCUUUGACAGCGGCAGGCCAAUGUCCACGUCAGUCAGAGACACAUUUCUAUCGAGUGGCCAAGACGUCAGCAUUCGGAUUAUACAGUCAAACGGUUCAUCAAGGACGGACAUUGAAACCUUGCCAUUGGUCAUUCAGAUCGACCUGCAAAGACUCGACGAGACUUUUGGGUGGUUUGGUGGCCUGAGCAGCUUCCUCAACAUGAGUGCUUCAAUGACUUCCAGUCCUUCGCCGACGAUCAAAUCCACAGCCUUGCCCCCGCCGUCGAAACAACGAGGCGUCCACUUCGAAACGCCUAUUGACCCUGAAGACAGAUCCGUCGCUGCACAAAACAAGGUCAACGUACGGAUCGGUGGCGCCCUGCUCGAGUUGGUGGGUCGAGAUUGCAGCGUGGCCGCAGAGACGCACGCCAUCAAGAUUGUCAGCCGUGACGAAGGCAUCGGCGUUGCCUGCAGUCGGAUACGAGUGUCUGGGCCGUAUCUGCGGAACUCGCUCUCGGACCCGGCCAUCACCGCAGAUAUUUCUGGGAUGCGCCUAGAGUUCCUCAUGGCCCCGAAAGACAGGGACCUGGAGAAGUUGUUGGAACUCAUUAUCCCGUCAAAGGACAAGUUUGAUGACGGUAGUGACGAGAUCAUGGUCGACACGCUCCUGCGCCAGCGCAGGAAGGGCUCGGUGCUUAGAGCAACACUGGAGGUCGUCAAUGUCCGUGUUAAGAACCUGGCUCAGCUCUCACCAGCCUUGCCCAACCUCGGCGAGGAAAUCGCCAAGCUGUCCACGGUCGCAAAAUAUCUUCCGGAAGACGAUCGCCCCGGGCUUCUAACGCUCGGUAGUCUCCACUCUCUGACCUUUGGGGUAGAUGUCGGAAGCACGGUUGGACAUGUUGGAGGGGAGAUCCGCGGCCUCGAGAUUGGGCACAUCACAUUCCCCUCGCUGCUUGCCGUUGCCCUCGAGGGGCUCUCUGUGCGACGCAACAAGAGCGAAGAUCUCAUCAGCUCGCCCAUUUUCGACUCACCCGAAGCACCCGCGAAGAAUGGUCCUGUCGUCAUGGCAAGGGUCAUUGGUGACGAGAUGGAGCCCACCAUCAAGCUGAAACUGCAAGGCUUAAGGGUGGAAUACCGGGUCCCUACCAUCAUGGACAUCCUUGGCCUUGGAGACGACGCUACGCCUCAAGACUUCGAAGCUAGCUUGGCAGCCUCCGUUGCUAGCUUAGGCGAUCAGGCUCAUGCUAGACUUGUUCGACAGCCAGCGUCGCCACCUUCAGAGAAAGCCAAACAAAGCAAAGCCUUGACUCUGGAUAUUGGGAUGCGUGACUGCCUCCUGGGCUUGAACCCGUUGAAUCUUCCGUCUAAGAUGGUCGUGGUUUUCACCGACGCUCACCUGCAAACGACGUUACCGAGGGACGGCCGGACGACAGCGACGAUGUCUAUCAAGAAAGCGUCAGUGCUGUUAACUGAUGAUGUGUCAGAUGCCGCAGCUCGCAGUGCCACUGCCAGACCAAGACGUCGACUGUCCUGGGCAGUGUCUCCCCCGGUUUCUGAACUCUCUGCCCGAGGAUUUGUUGACAUUUGCUACAUUUCGUCUGCAAGUGUCGUCGCCGUCAUCAGACCAAAGCCGGAUGGCAGCGAAGACAAGCAGAUCGAAGUCGUGCUGAGAGAUGACUUGUUGGUCCUAGAGACAUGCGCAGACUCUACGCAGACCCUCAUCACGCUGGCCAAUGCACUGAAGCCGCCGACGCCCCCAAGCAAGGAGAACAAGUUCAGAACGAAGGUUGUCCCGGUACAAGAUUUGCUGGCAUCCAUCUCUGCCGAAGCGUUUGGCCGCCCAGAAGGUGAGUACGACUUUGAUCAAGACUUCGCCGGGGCACAAGAGAUGGCCGGCAGCGUGUCAGAUCUAGACUAUGGUGCGGAGGGGUCCCUCGGCAUCGACUCGCAAUUCUACGGAGAACAGCUCGAAGGCGAGGAAUUAUUUGACGCGACUAAAAGCCCGAGCAUGCUACAUGGCACGAGCAUGCAGGACACGGCUGAAGGUGUUUUGCUGACAGGCUUCGAGCCGUCUCAAAGUUCUACGUCGGAGCAGGAUAGCGACGACCUAGUCAUCCACGACGACUUUUACCAGCGCGAUGAGUCCAGCCAGGAUCACACGGCAAAGGUCUGGAACUCCACCAGGAACACGUACGAUCGUGCGCCGACGAGUCUUGUGCAGAACAGCCCGCUCAAGAUUUCUGUGCGAGAUGUGCACGUCAUCUGGAACCUGUUUGACGGAUACGAUUGGGCGCAUACCCGUGACAUCAUCAGCAAGGCGGUGGAGGAUGUCGAGACCAAAGCGCUUGAGCGCCAGGGUCGACUCACGGGACCUCAGGUGUACGAAGAGGAAAUCGAAGAUGAAGAGGCCAUUGGCGACUUCCUGUUCAACUCGAUCUACAUCGGAAUACCGGCGAACCGUGACCCGCGUGACCUGACGCGCGCGAUCAACGAGGGCCUCAACGACAACGCAACAGAAACGGAGUCUGUGGCCACAACUGCAUUCACGACUACCACGAGCAGAACUGCCAAGCGCCAUCAGCCAAAGUCAAGGCGCCUCAAGUUGCACCGCAGCAAACACCACAAAAUCACAUUCGAGCUACAGGGCGUGAACAUGGACAUGGUCAUGUUUCCUCCCGACGGUAACGAUGAGACGCUGAGCAGCAUCGAUGUCAGAGUCCAGGCGCUCGACAUCUUUGACCAUGUGCCGACGUCGACGUGGAAGAAAUUUGCCACAUAUGACCAGGAUCAAGGGGAACGAGAGAUGGGCACGAGCAUGGUGCACCUAGAGCUCCUCACCGUGAAACCCCUGCCCGAGCUGGCGGCGUCGGAAAUCGUGCUCCGCGCUACCCUUCUUCCUCUUCGGCUGCACGUCGACCAGGACGCCCUCGACUUCAUCACUCGAUUCUUCGAGUUCAAAGAUGAAAAUGUGCCGGUGCACUCGUCUGCCAGCGACGUCCCUUUCCUGCAGCGGGCAGAGGUCAACGACAUUCCUGUCAAGCUGGAUUUCAAGCCCAAGCGGGUGGAUUAUGCCGGCCUGCGGUCCGGCCACACGACCGAGUUCAUGAACUUCAUUGUCCUUGAAGAGUCUCGCAUGGUGUUGCGCCACGUCAUCAUCUACGGCGUGUCGGGCUUCGAUCGGCUGGGCAAGACGCUGAACGACAUUUGGAUGCCCGACGUCCGGAAGAACCAGCUGCCCGGUGUAGUCGCUGGUCUUGCCCCGGUCCGUUCAUUGGUCAAUAUCGGCAGCGGCUUCAAGGACCUCGUUGAGAUACCUCUGCGGGAGUAUCAAAAGGACGGUCGCGUGAUCCGUAGCAUCUCCAAGGGUGCCGCCGCCUUUGCGCGAACGACGGGCACGGAACUGGUAAAGCUGGGCGCCAAGAUCGCCGUGGGCACCCAAUACGCACUACAGGGCGCCGAGGACAUGCUCACGGAGAAGCGGCAGCAGGAAGCUGUGGAGACUGGCUGGGACGACGAGGACUUGGAUCCCGAGGACAAGAAGCAAAUUUCACUGUACGCAGACCAGCCAACAGGCGUGCUACAAGGCAUUAGAGGCGGCUACAGGUCUCUCACCAGAGAUGUCAACUUGGCCAGGGACGCCAUCAUCGCCGUGCCGGGCGAGGUCAUGGAGAGCCAGUCUGCCAGCGGCGUUGCGAGGGCGGUGUGGAAGCGAGCGCCGACCAUCAUCUUCCGGCCAGCCGUCGGAGUGACCAAGGCCAUCGGACAGACUCUCAUGGGGGCGACCAACACCAUUGAUCCCCAGAACAAACGACGCAUUGGCGAGGUGCAAAUACAAGCAUUGAUAGCAUACGACGGCGCGAACCGGUACCACGAAUUGCCAUCCAACUAA
Molecule: messenger RNA, 6351 nt
Organism: Purpureocillium lilacinum
Lineage: Eukaryota; Fungi; Ascomycota; Sordariomycetes; Hypocreales; Ophiocordycipitaceae
Source: RefSeq, a predicted model, not a curated record